Molecule: messenger RNA, 2447 nt
Organism: Ornithodoros turicata
Lineage: Eukaryota; Metazoa; Arthropoda; Arachnida; Ixodida; Argasidae
Exons: 4
Coding region: 489-2447 (652 amino acids)
Source: RefSeq, a predicted model, not a curated record
UCCCACGUUGGCUCAAAGGAGCAACAACACACACCGACAACGUAUCCGUAGGUGGCGCUAUAAGCCUAUUUUUUUGCGUGUUUCUUGCUGGUAUCACAAUUUCGCUGUAACAUAAUUCUGAUUAGAUAUAUUCUAAUCAGGUAUCAAUUACGUAACUGGAAAACACAUUACGUUAUAAAAUGCAAAGAAGGUUACAAAGCAGGAGUGAUAAAAUCGGUCUUUCCUAGCAGCCUCACAAGACCGCGCCGAGUGCGCGAAAGUAUCAUUGCUUCAUUCUCACGUCUUGUCAAGCUCAGCUUUUCAACUUGGCAGAACGGUGACAGCCUAAUGUAACCAAGCGUGAAGCGAUGUAAAGGGUCAUCAGUGAAAGAACCGAGGGAGAGAUGUUCAUCUGGAAAAGCCCACCCGACAACCUCCUCCAACACAUUUCUGCGUAGCCAUGUGACAAGGUCCGUCCACAGAACGAACCAGCCGCAGUGAAGGACACGAUGCCAAAUCUACGCUACUUCCAGUGCCCCAGAUGCCAACACAGGGCAUUUACUUUGAACUCACUGCUGCGUCACCUAUCCUCAUCUCAUGGCUGUGAGAGGAAUUGGGCUUGUGAUCUGGGAAAAUGUGCCAGAACCUAUACAUCGUUGUCUCGUUUCCGAGAGCACCUACUCAAAACGCACAGUAGUGACCAACCUCAGUGCGUCGAUUCUUCUAGUGUGCAACCUGAUACCAACGUUGAGCAUGUGGACAACAUGGAGAGCAGUGAUGAUGAUAAUGCAGAAGCUAUCCCUCAAUCGGCUCAACAAAAUGCUUCAGCUGAUCUACCAUCCACAAGUACUGCAAGCACAAGUACUUUGCGGCCAACCACUGAACGACAAAAUCCUGUGAAAGAAUUCGCAAUGCUCCUAUUGAAAUGGAAAGAAGCAAAGAAGCUACCAGAGUCAACGCUUAACGAGAUUGCAAACGACAUGUUCAAUUUUUUCAAUGAUUGUGGGCCACAGCUUUUUUCUGCACAAGGUAGUGAUGUGGAACCAUCUGUGAAUAGUGAAAUGGGGCAACUUUUGACAAAAAAAGGUCGUGAACGCUUUUGGACUGGUGCCCUUCCAUAUGUUGAGCCAGUCACAGUGACCUUAAAUGAAGCUGGCGAAGCACGAGUAAGCUUCCAGUACGUGCCCAUCUUGGAGGUGUUGAGACACUACGUCGAAUGGCUUGACAAUUCAUUCACCAGUGACCCAUGCAGGUUUGCUGACACCUUAAGCUCAGUGUUUGAUGCAUCAGCCUUUGCAAGCCAUGAGUAUUUCUGUGGGGAUCGGGAAAAGUUGUGCAUCCAGCUUUACACCGAUGAAUUUGAGGUGUGCAAUCCCAUCGGUGCACAAAGACAAAAACACAAGCUCAUGGCUGUGUACUAUACUUUGCUAAAUGUACCAUCACGCUUGAGAGCACAACUUUCACACAUCCAUUUGGCUCUCUUAUGUAAAGAAAAGCACAUUCAAAAGUACGGGUUUGACAGAGUACUGGAACGGCUGCACCAGGAUAUUGCCCACCUGGAAACUGAAGGUAUCACGGUUCACAACAAAAUGAUUACUGGAAGCGUAUUCUGCCUCUCAGGUGACAAUCUCUCAAGCCAUCGGAUUGGUGGGUUCAAGGCAAGCUUUAACCACGGACACAUUUGUCGAUUUUGCAUGGCUCUACAUCAUGAAAUUCGAACAAAACACAAAGAACAGGACUUCGUGUUGCGCACUCCAGCACUCCACAAGUUCCACUUGGACAUGCUUCGUGGGGGUGUUGCAACGUUGCCUCUUUAUGGCCUUAAAGCACCAUCUGCAGUUCACACAAAGGGAUUUCAUCCCACUGAACACUUGCCACCUGACGUAAUGCAUGACUUGCACGAAGGUGUCAUACCGUUUGUGUUGCGCCACUUUAUAAGAUACUUCAUCUCCCAGAGACUGUUCAGCCUUGAUGUACUGAAUGAGCGCAUCUUAAAUUUUGCUUAUGACCAGUGUGACAAGAAAAACAAACCUGAGCCAAUCUCCCAGCACUUUUUGUCUAGUGGAGGAUGUUUAACCACCGUUGGAUACGAUAGCCACUUGCAUGUCUAUGUGGUAACCACCAGUCAGGAAACGACUGUUGUGGAAAAUUGGAACAGCGUUUCACCUGACGUGCUGAACCUGCACAAACUCCCUGAUGGCAGGCAGACCACAGACAUUACCAGUACAGUACAGUACUACAUUACAGUACCAGACAUUCACCCUUCAAGGCACGUACGCUAUGUAUAUUGUGUCUAUACUAACGGCAAGGCCGAGGGGCUUAAGGCGUCCCGCUUGUUGGUGGUAGCCAAGGUCGUGCUGAAGACCGGAAGGUGGUGGGUUCGAAUCCUACCACCGGCUGUGCUGUCUGAGGCUUCCCCUACGUUUUUCAAAGACUUUCCAGAUGAAUGUCAGCACAGUUCCUCCUGA